CUCGUCACUCGCUCGUUACUCGCUCAUCACUCGCUCAUCACUCACUCAUUACUCGCCCAUCACUCGCUCGAACAGCCUUCACUCCGCAGAGCUUGAUCCACGUUCCUCUUUGCCAGAACACUGUACCUGAUACCGUGGCAAGUAAGCCAGAACAGGAAUAACUGAACACUACAGAAUAUUAAAAAGUUUAAAUGUAUAAGUUGAGCUAUGGGACUCCUUAAAGCUUCCAAACACCUACUUAAUGUGGAUUGAAAACUUGUGAUGUUGCCCUGAUGUUUUUAUUCCUGCUUGAGGUGAUUAAGAUGUUCCUGGAAUAUGCCGGAGUCAACCUGAGCUCAUUGCAGCUGUUCUGGUCAGAUAAACCAUAUGGUUCAUCUCGUAGUAUUAUUCGGAGAAUAGGCACCAGCUUACCUCUAAAACCAUGCCCGAGAGUUAAUUUUCAGAUUUUUCAUGGCUUCAGAGAAGCGGCUCAGCAUUCAUCUGAAGCACAGGAUGGGACAGUUACUUCCCUGGUUGAUGUGGGGUGGAUUGUUGGUGAUCCAGGUGAUUCCUUUACCAAGCUGAGACCUUUCACCAGGGAAGCUUCCCUGCCAAAUAUGAGGAACCUCACAACAGAACCUGGGACUUCCACAGUGGUCAGUGAUGUAGCACUGGAAAAAAUCAACAUAUUGGAGAAUGAACUUGCUAAACUAAGGAAGCAGAUUGCAAUGAUUGUUACGGUACAAGAACAAAGCAAUCUCCCAGCAGUGACAUGUGACACUGUUCCUCAUCAUGUUCUGCCAUUACCACCACCACCUCCACCUUUACCUCCCCCACCUCCUUUCCACCGGAGUGUGUCUGCAAUUGACCUCAUCAAAGAAAGAAGGGGAAAGAAAGUUGACAGCGGUCAGAACCUACAUUGUCCUAAACAACAAAUGCCAAACAUGCUGGAAGUUCUUAAGGACAUCAGCAAAGUGAAACUGCGAUCAGUGAGGAAAUCUGUUGAUGAUGUAAAGUCCAAACGAGACGAAUGUUCAGACAAUCCAACAGAUUUAAUAGCAGCAGCUUUGAAACGGAAAUUUGCACAUCGCUACAAGAAUGACAGCUCUGGUGAAAGUGGUUCUUCAGAUUCUGACAUCAAGGCAAGCACAGAACUACCAAAGUUUGGGCAACAUUUGCUGAAGCCAACAGGAAAAAGAAAAUCGUCAUUGGAAAACUUAUCAGCCGUGAUCAAAAGCUCAGGCACAAAAAAUGAUUUGUACUUUUCCUCCAAAAUGAGUUCUAAUGAGACAAUUGUAUGAAGCAAUAUUGACAUCUGAUUUCAAUUUGCUAUAUCUGAUGCUUAUGAAAUCGCACUUAACAUUUGGUUCAUUGACUUGCUGAGAAAGAACGUAAAGCAAUUGUGCUUUGCACAUGUCCUUUAAUGCAAUUACAGUAGCAUAUUUUUCAAGUCAUAUUUUGUCCUAAUUUUUAAAUUUCAGAUAUAAAUGUUGCUCGUAUCACUACAGUUAUAAGAAGCCUGAUCUGCGUGGAUUUGCUAACUUGCGACUGCUAAUGUUAGCCUUCCUUGUAAACUAGCUACUUUUAAAGCCCACCCUUGUUGAUGUUUUUUUAUAAAUUGAUAAAGGAUUGAUAAAAUGAUAAUUUUGUUAUAUCUAAAUUUGUAAAGCAUCUUCAAAGUCUUAACACUUUAAUGCUGAUCCUUGAAGUUCAUAAUUCUGGACAGCAGGACCUCAAAGGAAUAUUUUAGAUACUGGAUAUACAUGUAUGCAGCAAUUUUAUUAAUUUUGCAAUGUGCACAUCUUUGUAUGAUCUGAUGUUAUAUGGAAAUGCUCUAAGAAUAGAAGUUGUUUAAAUAGGAAAUGUUAUGAUGCUACUUCAUGUUAGACCAUGAUGAUUUAAAAUUAUGAUGGGUACAUUUACAUUAAAACUACACGACAGCAUCUGGAAAAGCUCAAUUCCUAUUUUAGAAAAAUAUAUGUAUGGGUAUAGUUUUAGAAAAUCUCUGUGCAUACCAUUUGCUAGAUUGCUAGCUGUUAAUGUAAAUAUAAAUUUGCACCGUUAUUAUAUGGUCUAAAAUUAGUUCUAUUUCAACAGUGAGAAAUAUUUUAAACAUGUUAAUAGUCAUACAUUUUGUACUUUGAAUGGAAUGGGAAAAGUGCAAAUGGUUUUCACCUUAAACAUUGCCAUCUUGUCUGUUUUCUUUGGGUGGACUAGGGGACAAAAAAAAUCAAUGCUGUAAAGAAACAUGUAAUAUAUAUAUAAAUAAAUGUUGCAUGCUUUAUGGGUUAUUAAAGACAAUUGAAAUAUACUUCCCCUGCUCUGGAGCAUUUCCCCAACCAUGCCACUGGCAUAUUUUACCAAUUCUCAGGAUAAAUAUGUGAUUUGGAAGAAUUUUCUCCACUCUCCUUCUAGUUUAUAUCUUCCUCAUGUAGGAUUUGAAGAAUGAAACCAGAUUGUGUUAUCCAGUGGCUUCUCCACCAAUGCUUUUAUUUAUUUUUAUAUUAAAUAUUUAAAAUUUGUAGCCAAGACUCAUUCGAUCACACUUAAUAUUUGCUUGAAAUUUGUUUGUUUUUUAAACUUUAAAUAUUGUACUAUCUGAUUUGGUAAUGUAACGUAAAUGUUAAGCUUUCCUGACAAAUGAUCUGAAUGCAAUCAUUUAUCAUAACCUUGGAAAUAUGUUGGUUCUAUUCUUGAUCUGAAGUACUUUAUAAAAUAUAUUUGAAGAACUUGAUUGUAAUGCCUGCAUACGUGUCUCCUAAUCUUUUAGUAUGGUUUUACUGCUACUGGAAUAUCAGUAAACCUUUUAGCAUGUUGUGCAAAUUCACCACAAAUCCAAUGUAAAAGGUGAUUUAAUCAUUCUUUAAACUUUUGGGUUUUUGAGAACAAGAUACAAAAUAGGAUUGAUUUUGUGGCCCUGUUGUAAGUUUGAGAUUUGUGGACUCCAUCUAUUAGGUGUGCCAAAUUUAAGAUAGUAAUUUAUUAAUACUUUUGAUUAGGAUGUGAAAAAUUAUUGCUGUCGGCUUUUGCGGUCAGUGAACAUUAAUCAAAUAAACCAAUGACCUGU
Molecule: messenger RNA, 3046 nt
Organism: Leucoraja erinaceus (little skate)
Lineage: Eukaryota; Metazoa; Chordata; Chondrichthyes; Rajiformes; Rajidae
Product: mitochondrial fission regulator 1-like
Exons: 9
Coding region: 273-1280 (335 amino acids)
Biological process (GO): mitochondrial fission; aerobic respiration
Cellular component (GO): mitochondrion
Source: RefSeq, a predicted model, not a curated record